GACAGAGCGACUCAGAGCCUCUCGGACUGGACCGGACAAGCGCCCAUGGAGUCUCUCUCCAUCCCUCACCUGUUCCUGCCCCUGGUGUUGCUGACAGGUCUCUGCUCCCCCUUUAAUCUGGAUGAACACCACCCACGACUCUUCACAGGGCCACCAGAGGCCGAAUUUGGAUACAGUGUCUUACAGCAUGUUGGGGGUGGACAGCGAUGGAUGCUGGUGGGCGCCCCCUGGGAUGGGCCAUCAGGUGACCGGAGAGGGGAUGUUUAUCGUUGCUCUAUAGGGGGAUUCCACAGUGCUCCAUGUACCAAAGGCCAGCUGGGUGACUAUCAACUUGGAAAUUCCUCUCAGCCUGCUGUGAAUAUGCACCUAGGGAUGUCUCUACUAGAGACAGACGCUGAUGGGGGAUUCAUGGCCUGUGCCCCUCUUUGGUCUCGUGCCUGCGGCAGCUCUGUCUUCAGUUCUGGAAUAUGUGCCCGUGUGGAUGCUUCAUUCCGGCCCCAGGGAAGCCUGGCACCCACCGCCCAACGCUGUCCCACAUACAUGGAUGUCGUCAUUGUUUUGGAUGGCUCCAACAGUAUCUAUCCCUGGUCAGAAGUUCAGACUUUCCUUCGGAGGCUGGUAGGAAGACUGUUCAUCGAUCCGGAGCAGAUACAGGUAGGACUGGUACAGUACGGGGAGAACCCUGUGCAUGAGUGGUCCCUGGGAGACUUCCGAACAAAGGAAGAAGUUGUGAGAGCAGCGAGGAACCUCAGUCGGAGGGAAGGGCGAGAAACGAGAACCGCCCAAGCAAUCAUGGUGGCAUGCACAGAAGGGUUCAGUCAGUCCCGGGGGGGAAGACCAGAGGCCGCUAGGCUGCUGGUAGUUGUCACCGAUGGAGAGUCCCAUGAUGGAGAGGAACUUCCAGCAGCACUAAAGGCCUGUGAGGCUGGCAGAGUGACACGUUAUGGGAUUGCGGUCCUUGGUCACUAUCUCCGGCGACAGAGAGACCCCAGCUCUUUUCUUCGGGAAAUCAGAGCUAUUGCUAGUGAUCCAGAUGAGCGAUUCUUCUUCAAUGUCACCGAUGAGGCUGCACUGACAGACAUCGUGGAUGCACUGGGGGACCGGAUUUUUGGUCUUGAAGGGUCCCGUGGAGAAAAUGAAAGUUCCUUUGGGCUUGAAAUGUCUGAGAUUGGCUUCUCCAUCCACCGACUACAGGAUGGGAUUCUCUUUGGGAUGGUGGGGGCCUAUGACUGGGGGGGCUCCGUGCUAUGGCUUGAAGAAGGUCGCCACCUUUUCCCACCACGAGCUGCCCUGGAAGAUGAGUUUCCCCCUGCGUUGCAGAACCAUGCAGCCUACCUGGGUUACUCUGUUUCCUCUAUGCUUCUGCCCGGUGGACGCCGCCUCUUUCUCUCGGGGGCACCGAGGUUUAGACAUCGAGGAAAAGUUAUCGCCUUCCAGCUAAAGAAAGAUGGGGUUGUGAGGGUCGCCCAGAGCCUCCAGGGGGAUCAGAUUGGCUCAUACUUUGGCAGCGAGCUCUGCCCGUUGGAUACAGAUAAGGACGGAAUAACUAAUAUCUUACUUGUGGCGGCUCCCAUGUUCUUGGGUCCCCAGAACAAGGAGACCGGACGCGUUUAUGUGUACAUGGUGGGCCAGCAAAAUUUGCUGAUGCUCCAAGGAACCCUUCAGCCAGACCGUUCCCAGGAUUCUCGGUUUGGCUUUGCCAUGGCUGCCAUUCCUGAUCUGAACCAUGAUGGUUUCACUGAUGUAGCGGUGGGGGCACCCCUGGAGGAUGGACACCGGGGAGCGCUGUACCUGUAUCAUGGAACCCAGAGUGGAAUCAGGCCGCAUCCUACCCAGAGGAUUGCUGCUGUCUCCAUGCCACAGGCCCUCCGAUACUUCGGCCGAAGUGUGGAUGGCCACUUAGAUCUGGAUGGAGAUGAUCUUGUGGAUGUUGCCGUGGGUGCCCACGGGGCAGCCGUUCUGUUCAGCUCCCAGCCCAUCAUCCACCUGAUUCCAACCCUGGAUGUGAUGCCUCCCCACAUCAGCGUGGUUCAGAAGGACUGUAAACGACGAGGCCAGGAAGCAGCCUGUCUGACCGCAGCCCUUUGCUUCCAAGUAGUGUCUCAAACUCCUGGGCGUUGGGAUCGAAGAUUCUACAUACGAUUCUCAGCAUCACUGGAUGAGUGGACCGCUGGGGCACGUGCAGCAUUCGAUGGCUCUGGCCAGCGCCUGUCCCCUCGGCAGCUCCAGCUUAGUGUUGGCAAUGUCACUUGUGAACAGCUGCACUUCCAUGCACUGGAUACAUCGGAUUACCUCCGGCCAGUGGCCUUGACUGUGACUUUUGCUCUGGACAACACCACGAAGCCAGGGCCUGUGUUGGCGGAGGGAUCCUCUACGACUCUACGGAAGCUGAUCCCCUUCUCAAAGGACUGUGGCCCUGACAAUGAAUGUAUCACAGACCUGGUGCUUCAAGCUGACAUGGACAUCAGAGGCUCCAGGAAGUCCCCAUUUGUGGUUCAAGGUGGACGACAGAAAGUGCUGGUGUCGGCGACCCUGGAGAACAAGAAGGAGAAUGCCUACAACACUAGCCUGAGUCUCAGCUUUUCUAGAAACCUCCACUUGGCCAGUCUUACUCCUCAGGCCAAAUCAGUGAAGGUGGAGUGCGCAGUUCCUUCCCCCCAUUCCCGGCUCUGCAUCGUGGGGCAUCCGGUCUUCCAGACUGGGGCCAAGGUGAGCUUCCUGUUAGAGUUUGAAUUUAGCUGCACCUUCCUCCUGAGCCAGGUCUUUGUGAGGCUGACUGCCAGUAGCAGCAGCCUAGAGAUGAAUGAGACCCUUCAAGAUAACACAGCUCAGACCUCUGCCUACAUCCAGUACGAACCUCACCUCGUGUUCUCCAGUGAGUCCACUCUGCAUCGGUAUGAGGUUCACCCUUACAGGACUCUCCCAAUGGGUCCUGGUCCCGAAUUCAAGACCACUCUUAGGGUUCAGAACCUUGGUUGCCAUGUGGUCAGUGGUCUCGUCAUCUCCGCCCUCCUUCCAGCUGUAGCCCAUGGGGGUAACUACUUCCUGUCACUAUCUCAAGUCAUCUCUGGCAAUGCAAGCUGCACGGUGCAGAACCUGACUGAGCCCCCGGGAUUCCCUGUGCACCCAGAGGAGCUUCAGCAUACAAGCAGACUGAAUGGGAGUAACAGUCGAUGUCAGGUGGUAAGGUGCCACCUUGGACUGCUGGCAAAGGGGACUGAGAUCUCUGUCAGGCUGCUGAGACUGGUUCACAAUGAAUUCUUCCGGAGGGCCAAGUUCAAGUCUGUGACAGUGGUCAGCACCUUCAAGUUAGGAACUGAGGAGGGCAGUGUCCUACUACUGAACGAAGCCUCCCGCUCGAGUGAGAGUCACUUGGAGGUGAUUCAGACCCUCCCGACCCUCAUCUCCCUGUGGAUCCUCGUUGGCAGUGUCCUGGGGGGGCUGCUCCUGCUUGCUCUCCUUGUCUUCUGCCUGUGGAAGCUUGGCUUCUUUACCCGUAAGAAAAUCCCCAAAGAAGAAGAAAGUGAGGAGAAGUUGGAGCAGUGACUGACUGCAGGAGGCUCAGAAGCCCACUUUGGCAGCCUUUUCAAGAGACUCCGGAUCCAAACUAGGCUUGGAGGCUCAAAGGGGAAAAGAUGCUGCCAGCAUGUGUCUGCAGGCCUGCAGCCUGACUUGACUUUUGAGCCAUGGCGAUGCUUCUGGCAAGAGAUGAAGCUUUGCCUUAGCUGAGAAGGGCUGACACCAAAACACAUAAUAUCCUCACCCUGUGUGUCCCCCUCCCGAAGGCUUCCACAGCCAGCACUGGUUCGUUGUUUUGGACCCUAUCUUCCCCAUUACCAGGAGUCAAAUGAUUUUACUCCCGACUUUCCUUGCAGAUUUCCUCUGUCCCCCCUCUCAAUUCCGAAAAGAAGGUUAUUCUCUGCACCACCACCACCCCCCCUCAACCUCCCCCCCACCCCACCCCGCGCGCGCGCACACACUUUCUCACCUUCCUGGCUGCUCCCCACUCCACAGGAGAGAGCUGACGUUGGCUUAAAAGAAGUAAAAGUCAACAUCUGCUGCUUUCCCGUGGAGUCCUGUGAUUCAUAGAUCCGGGUGGGGAGAGUCAACAGGAAAAAAGGAGGGAGGAGAAAAAGCCACAAGAGACAUUCUGUACAAUUCCAGGGCACAGAGAAGCCUUCAAACCGGCAACUGCCAGCCGGCUGAAACCUGAGACUUCACAGUACUCCGCCCUCAGGUGCUAGGGAAACCCAGCUGCCCCCAGGCUCUCCGGGCUGAGGCAUCCCAACCCUCAUCCUUCUCUGGGAGCAAGGCCAGGACUUGAUGCUAAAUUUUCCGGAGCCAGAGGCCCCCAAGUGGUUCAAGCUGGGAUAGCAGGGGAGCCUGGUGACAAUUUUCUCCAUUUACUCUUUGGGGCUUUCUGAAAGCUUCAUGGUGGAAGAAGCCCUUUCACCAGGUUUGGGUAACAACAGCCCCCUGAGAUAGAUCCAAACAAGCGGGAAUCUGCAUCUGGGAGGAAGCCUACAUGGUUGGCAUCAGGUGUCUGGAGAGUAAACACUUACUUGCCCAGUGUUGGCACUAUAAUGGUGAUAGCCUGGGACGACUAUUCUGAGACUCCUGUCAUGUGCUGUAGGUGUCUCGGCUGCAGUGAGUUUUUCAGCCCUUACUUGAUCACCUUUUCUGGAAAUUGCGUGUUAACUAAACCCUCUCCCUUUUGUCCUAUGUUUUGGUUCAUGGGUAAGUUUAAUUCUCAGAGUAAUGGGAAAACUUGUUGUUUAUUGUAAUUAAGACCUUUGAACAGCAAAGACAGUUUCUGAUCUCCAUAGUUUAGCUCUGACAGAGGCCCUCUUAGACUGUGACAAGAGGAAAUCCCAUUGAGCAGUUGACCAGCAGCCAGAGAACCGGUCUUCCCAGGCUGUUCUGAGUCUGCUUGCAAUGUUUAUUUUGGUGUCUCUGGUCUUCUGCAGAGGGUCCCUCCUGGGGACUGUCAUGGUGAGCAGAUGGUCAGAACAAAUAAAAUCCAGUUAUCAAAUGA
Molecule: messenger RNA, 5035 nt
Organism: Mus caroli (Ryukyu mouse)
Lineage: Eukaryota; Metazoa; Chordata; Mammalia; Rodentia; Muridae
Source: RefSeq, a predicted model, not a curated record